CACAGUAUUGCCAUUGCUCUCCGGUGAUUGCGGGACUGUUUUUACAGCGUCCUUCUAAAUAAGGAAGCAGCAGGCCGUUAGACACAUGACCACCGGCCCAAUUUGGCCCCUGCAUCUCUCUCUCUCUCUCACAUCUCAUGAUCGCUCAACACCACCCAAUGAAGUCUCUCUCUCUCUCUUUCCCUCUGCAUCUCUCUCUCUCUCUCGCGCGCGCGGAGUGACAGCAGUCGCCUGAACCUCCGACAGAGUUGGCAUUGCAGUUCAGCUCUUCUUCCGCUCCUGCUGGCUUGCAACUUUUCUCCCUCAUACCGUCUCCUACUUUUUUUUUUUUUUUUUUUUGACGGGGCAGCAGGCGGCGAAAUCAAGAGUGAUGUCACAGAUCGAUGCGCGUGCCUGGCAAGGUGAAACUGGAUUUUGGUGAGUGGUACCCUCCACGACCGGCGUUGCCCUUCCAGAGGCGUGGGAGCUGCGAAACAUGGUAAUCACCACUACUACCGCCUCAAGCUCUGCCGCUCUCUCUCCGUCCUCUGCUCCACUGUUCUCGGGCUGUCGUUCCAUGCCCGAAACCCUGAUCUGCCUUCCAAAAAUACGCCUCUGCCACCAUGCUGAAGGAAGAAAAACAAGAAGAGUGGUAUUUUUAGGGCCAUUAAUUUUGACCACGUACCCCGAAGGUAAACCGGAUGGCCAUUGCGCAAAGGCUUGCCAUCGGUAUGUCCUGCGAGGCCAGCACGCACUGGACGUUGACAGCGAUUGUUCUCCUGGGGUUCCUGGUGGGGAUUGUGUCAUCAUAUCCGAUUCCAAGCAGGACUAAUGCAACUUCAUUGGAUGAAAGAUGGGAGACCAUGUUCUCCCGAACCAUUCUGGGGCGCUCAGGAGAGAAAUCGAACCUGAACUGGGAGAGUGACUAUUUGUUGGGCAUCAAGAGAGUGCGGAAGCUUUACUGCAACGUGGGCAUCGGAUUUCACCUUCAAGUCCUCCCGGACGGCCGGAUAAACGGUGUACACAAUGACAACCAGUACAGUCUAAUAGAAAUCUCCACGGUAGAACGGGGAGUGGUUAGCUUGUAUGGGGUGAAAAGUGGCCUGUUUGUCGCAAUGAAUAGCAGAGGACGGUUGUACGGAACGGCAGUCUUCCGCGACGAGUGCAAGUUCAAGGAGACCCUCCUGCCAAAUAACUACAACGCCUACGAGUCUUCCCUAUACCGCGGCUUCUACUUGGCCCUCAGCAAGCACGGGCGGGCGAAGAGGGGAAACAAGGCCACCACCGCCAUGACAGUCACACACUUCCUCCCGCGAAUAUAGGCAAAGCGCGCAAUAAAUCAUUCAUUUGCACAUGUGGACAUUCUCCCAGGUAAUAUAUAUAUAUAUAUAUAUAUAUAUUCAUGCAAACUGUCUGCAAAAAAAGCUCUAUAGAGUGAUAUUUAUUCUGUCUUUAUCUGUAUAUUUGGGUAGGCGACUCUUAGACCUGUAUCCAAACUGUGCUGCUGCUCUUUAAUUUGGGUCCUCCCCCCACUCCCCC
Anguilla anguilla (European eel) is the source of this 1518-nucleotide messenger RNA. Its product is annotated as fibroblast growth factor 6-like. The transcript is spliced from 3 exons. Gene Ontology annotation, biological process: positive regulation of cell population proliferation; positive regulation of protein phosphorylation; fibroblast growth factor receptor signaling pathway. Bases 681 to 1301 code for a protein of 206 amino acids. Gene Ontology annotation, molecular function: fibroblast growth factor receptor binding; growth factor activity. Gene Ontology annotation, cellular component: cytoplasm. The record is from RefSeq and is a predicted model, not a curated record. NCBI's taxonomy places the organism in Eukaryota, Metazoa, Chordata, Actinopteri, Anguilliformes, Anguillidae.